AACAACAAAUCAAAUCCAUCAUAAAAAAAGACUUGGUCUUUCCACUCUCUGCCUUUCUCACUUAUCCAAAGCAAAGCUCGCCUUCUCCUUCUCUCUCUCUCAUUUUCAGAUUCCUCAGCCUUUUCCAUUUCUCACUGCUACCAUGAGUGACAAGGGAGACAAGUUAUGCCCAUUGUGUACUGAGGAGAUGGAUUUGACAGAUCAGCAAUUGAAACCAUGCAAAUGUGGUUAUGAGAUUUGUGUUUGGUGCUGGAAUCACAUCAUGGAAAUGGCUGAAAAGGAUAAUACUGAGGGUCGUUGCCCUGCAUGCCGUUCAUUCUAUGACAAAGAAAGAAUUGUGGGGAUGGCUGCAAACUGUGAAAGACUGGUUGCUGAAAUAAAUUCUGAAAGAAAACUAAAAUCAACGAAGGUGAAGGCAAAACUAUCUGAAGGAAGGAUGCAUCUUACCAAUGUUAGAGUUAUUCAACGGAAUCUAGUGUACUUAAUUGGAUUACCGCUCAACCUUGCAGAUGAAGCUGUUCUUCAGCAAAGAGAGUACUUUGGCCAAUAUGGAAAGGUGCUGAAGGUGUCUAUUUCUAAAACAGCAACUGGGGUUAUUCAACAUUCUUCAAACAAGAGUUGUUGUGUGUAUAUAACAUAUUCAAAAGAGGAGGAGGCUGUUCGUUGUAUUCAAUCAGUGCACAGUUUUGUCCUAGAAGGUAGAACCUUAAGGGCAUGUUUUGGAACCACAAAAUACUGCCAUGCAUGGCUUAAAAACAUGCCUUGCAGCAUUCCAGAUUGCUUGUAUUUACAUGAAUUUGGAACUCAGGAAGAUAGUUUUACGAAAGAUGAUUUAGUUUCUGCAUUUACAAGGAGUAAAGUUCAACAAAUUAUUGGUGCUACAAAUAAUUUGCAUCGUCGUUCAGGAAAUGUCUUACCACCCCCAGCAGAUGAGUAUACCGAUGGAAACAUAAUAUCAACAGCCAAACUCAACUCCAAAAGUUCUUUAAAUCAGAAGAUUGGAAACUGUGAUAGUGGACCCUGUGCUGAUAGUGGUACUGAAACAUCUGAUACAUUUCCUGGGACAGCCUCAUGGGUCAUGAGUGUCUCUUCGGGUGCAGCAUUGGCUACAAAUUUGUUAGGUUCUGGAUCUUCAGAUUUUUAUGGAACUCUGAAUCAUAACCCUGAUACAUCAAGUGGAACCCAAGUUUUUGCAUCUGAAGUUUUGAGCACCAAAAAAUCUAGUGAUGCAAAGAAAACUAUGAUAUCUGAAGGAAGUUGUGAACUGCAUCCUAUCCUUGUGACAUCCAGAAAUGUUGCUAUGCCACCUGUGGGUGUAAGCUCUUUAGGACUUAACAAACCAUCCUGUUUUCUGGAUGAAGAUGGAGACUUUCAGGGAGUAUGCUCUGCAAUAUCAUCAAUUAGGAUUGAUAGCCAUCUUAAGAAUGAGAACUCUAAUCCAGUUAUUUCAGGAAGUUCAAUUUAUAAUCAUAAUCUACCAGUAAGUCAGGGUUCACAACAAGAUGUGAGCCUACCUGUGAAGUCUUCAGCCUUACCAGCACUAAGGGAAAACUUAAUUGUCAAGGAUUUAUUUGGUGAUCAGCAUCUUAAAGGUUCAGGCGACGUGAAUAAUGUGCCAUCCACGUCUUGUCUACUUCCUCCACAACAGAAUUUGAAAGAGUCAGGCUUUAAUUCUUUGAAGCAGGGUCAGAUUAGUUAUGAGAGUAAUUUUAAUGCCUAUCCAAGCACUGCACCCAUUGAAUGUGAAGCUGAUGUUGUUCCAUUGAGAGCUGUCCAGCCAGGAAAGUCCAGUGAAUUCUGUGACAACCAACCUAGUAGUGGCCUGCAGAUGGAUGGGACUUCUAAUUAUUCUGUUGUCUUCUCAGACACUGGAUUAGGGAAGUGCUUGGAGGGAGGCAAUAAUAGUGAAGGUAGUCCUAACAAUAAAGUUGCACCAGAUGUGGGGGAAAACAACAUUAUCUCAAGUAUUCUUGCUAUGGAUUUUGAUGCAUGGGAAGAUACAUUAACGUCACCUCAGAGUUUAGUUAAGUUGCUGGCUAAAACUGAUAGACAGCAUAGUUCCCUGAGAAUACCAAAUUUAAGAAAAGUACAAGAUGGCAAUCAGUCAAGGUUCUCAUUUGCCAGACAGGAUGAUUUCUUUGACCAAGACUCUAAAUUGGGACAUACAGUUCCUGAUGCAAUCAAUUGUUCUACCUUACAACAUUAUAAUGAGAACAAGGACGUUUGCAUGGACAGACAUUAUGAUAUUUCUUCAAAUGGUGGUUCUGUGGAUUCCAAUAGUUUUCUCAGCAGCAAUCCUUUUUUGGCUUCUAAAUUUUCUGUUGCCAAAGCUCCAGCAUCUCCUCCGCCAGGAUUUACACUUCCAAGCAGAGCAGUACCGCCGGGAUUUCCUACUAAUGGGGCAGUGAACUAUGAUGCAAGCUGUUUGCGACAAAAUCCUUCACCAUUACCUGGGAAUGCUGGCAUCUCUGUUGAUGUUGAAUUCAUGGAUCCUGCAAUAACGGAAGCUGGUAAGGGGACACAGGCAGUGAGGCUGAAUAAUCCAGGCUUUGGCAUGAGGCCAGCUUUAUCGCCUCAUCUGGGUACUUUUGAUCAUGAUAUGGAGCUUCAGAUGGUGAUGCAGCAACCUGUUUCUGUCAAACAGAACCCUAGGUUCCUGGAUCAUUUCAGGAAUAGAUUCUCUCCCCCAGAUAAUGCUUACAAUAUUUCAUCAAUGCUUCUGGGUCAAUCCCCACCCAACAGUCCGUCUCCAUUUGCACAAGUGUCGACUCAACAGGUUAGAAAUUGGCAAAUGUCCCAUGGCUGUUGGGGUGGAUGGGAUGAAAUCAAGAGUGGCAAUCUAGGUAUGUCUGAAUUGUUAAUGAAUGGAAGGCUGGGAUUCAACAAAAUUUUUCCAAGUCAUGAGGAUUUGAAGUAUCAGAUGUCCAGUUCCAACAAUCUAUACAACAGAGGAUUUGCAUAGUAAUUUUUGUUGAAAAUGGAAUUCUUGAUCCUUGAACAAUGCGGCUGGAAGACUUGGGUUUGAACUGUUUGAAUGACGUUGAGUCUCUCGACUUUUGUGCACGUUGGUUUGUUGGCAAACAACAUAGGUCAAGUUGGGUCCAAAGGUUCUGUUAGCCUUAGAGUGGCAGGCUUAAAGGAUUGACGGUGUUGCUCCUCUCACUUUAGAGAGUGGCUGGCUCAAAGUUCAAAGGAUUGACACAGUUGCUCCUCUCACCCUUAGGAGUGGCAGGCUCAAGAAUUUACGCUUUGUUCCUCUGAUUGACACUGUUGUUCCUUAUAUCUCAUCUUUCCAUGGUGAAGCAGGAGCAUGAGUUUUGUUAUAGGCAAAGGGUAUCUGGCAGGAAAACCCAUAUGACAAUAUACGUUUGGAUUGAAAUCCCUUAUCCCUAUGAAAAAAAAAAGAGAAAUCCCUCUUAUCCACUUGUUGGAUGGAGAAAAGGAAAAUUAGAGAUCUACAGCUCAAUGUCUACUGGACAAAUUGGCUUGGCAAACUCAUCGUUGAAAUCACAAGAUUUCUCUCAGAUAUAAGUGCGAAUUGGAGUUUGUAGAAAAGAAAGUUUGCAUCAAUUUAUUUAUUGUUCUUCUCGGGACUUGAACAUCUAGCACUGGCUUACUAGGACUUUCCUUUUUUCAGUGGUUAAGCAAUUUUUUUUCCUUGC
Molecule: messenger RNA, 3662 nt
Organism: Manihot esculenta (cassava)
Lineage: Eukaryota; Viridiplantae; Streptophyta; Magnoliopsida; Malpighiales; Euphorbiaceae
Exons: 15
Coding region: 143-2962 (939 amino acids)
Biological process (GO): protein ubiquitination
Cellular component (GO): CCR4-NOT complex
Molecular function (GO): RNA binding; ubiquitin-protein transferase activity
Source: RefSeq, a predicted model, not a curated record